Molecule: messenger RNA, 1825 nt
Organism: Daucus carota subsp. sativus
Lineage: Eukaryota; Viridiplantae; Streptophyta; Magnoliopsida; Apiales; Apiaceae
Product: transcription factor bHLH144
Exons: 4
Coding region: 755-1480 (241 amino acids)
Molecular function (GO): protein dimerization activity
Source: RefSeq, a predicted model, not a curated record
AAAGUUCUCAUCCAACGGCUCUUAUUCCCCGUGUUUGACUCCAUCUUGUUUACACACACUGGCACACCCACCCAAAAUCAUCAAACCCCAUCACCAAGAACUCGCCAUUUCUCUCUCUCACUCACAGAUCUACCCAUUUUAUCUUUAAAGUUCUAAUCUUGAACCAUAAAGUUUUUAUCUUGAUCACGAAUUCUCGAUUUUGAAGUUGGACUGGGUUUAUACAACUGAUAAUUUGCAUUGGCGAAGGAUUCACAAUGCCUUGGAUAUAUUGUGUUCGCUUGGUGGUGUUCUUUCGUGUUAUACUGUAAUUGAUUAUCUAGCUUACAACUUGAGAAUCGAGAUACAUCCUAUAUAUUUUGGUUGGGGUGUUGAUAAUGUACAUUGGAAUCACGUCGAGGAGAUACAAAGCAGUGAAAGAAGUUGGGAAAAUUAAAAUGAGUGUUGGGGUUGUUGCUUACUAUCAACGGAUGCAAAUUUGUCAGGCUGAAUAUUUCCGCCAAUUGCUAAAACCUGUGACGUAGGAUAGUGCUAUACCAUUCAUUUUCUCUCAGUUUGCAUACAAGACACCUUGAGUUGCUUAGUGCUAUAGCAUAUAGGUUGGGUUGGAUGAUCACCUGUACUAUAAUGGAAAGCUUGUGCGUGCUUUUGUGAUCUGUUGUAGUCGUAGGAACUUCCAUCCAGUUGAAUUCUAAUAUUUUCCCUUUGAAGCUGCAAAAUUCCAGUUUAGUAAAACAUCUAGUCAGUUGAAGUAGUAAUGCACGGGGAACAGCAGUUUGCCCCUCAAAAGCCAAAAGGCCACUAUACAGACCAAUUGGUUGGUGGUUACAUGUGUAAUGCUCCCAUUUCACCCUUUUUUGGUGGAACAGUUUCCCCACCAACUCAAAAUCACCUGAUGCCUUUCCAUGGUGUCAAGUUUCAACCUUCUGAAGCAUGCCCAAGAAAUUUCAUUAUAUGUGAUCAGACUGAUAACCGAAGCCAGAUAAUGUUCCAUCCAACAAUUUGUGGCAAAUUGUGUCAUCCUGGCCUGAAUUUCUGUCUCCCUUCCUUUGAAGAAGAUAGAGCUAAAGUGAAUACAAAUAUUGAUGAGGGAGAAGAUUCUCCGUUGAAAGAAGACUCCGAUGAUAUUGAUGCAUUGUUGAACUAUGACGAGGAAGAGGAGGAAGAAAGUGAUGAUGAGGUAGUUAGCACAGCUCGUACUUGUGGAAAUUAUCCAAGUGAUUUCCUUGAUUCUUGUUCCUCGCAUGGUUCAAGACCCAAGAAGGGCAGGUUGCCUACUUUUUCACAGGAGUCGUAUGGAAAUGACAGCAACUGCAGCGGCAGAAAGCGUCAGAAAGUGAAGAAGAUGGUUAAGGCAUUAAAAAGAAUUGUGCCUGGGGGAAACCAGAUGGACACUGUCACUGUCCUUGAUGAAGCUGUGAGGUACCUCAAGUCUCUUAAAGUAGAAGUUGAGACACUGGGUGCUGGAAACAUAAAGACGUAAUUCAGACUCUACUGCUUACGCAAUAAAUUACAAAAUGAUAUUGCUCCCAGCGAAUGGGAUUAAGAUGGUCCGUGUAUGUGUUAAUAAUGUCAUGCAUACUGUUGUGGUGGAUGUACAGAUUGCAUGUACUGCUCAUGCGGACUUUUGCUGUCUAGACACCAAACAAUGCUGCUAUUAUAUUUCCUGAUGCAACUCAGAGUAAGAGUCCUUUCUGUAUUAUGCAAACUUCUGGUCAGAAAUAUGUAAACUAUAUUUGAAUCUUGACUUUUCUGCAUUUCGAUUCUUCGUAUUGGUAUUAUUAUACAGACUAGAGUUGAUUUUUAUUAUUAAAGCUUUUUCCUGUAA